Messenger RNA from Theobroma umbraticum, 1045 nucleotides. RefSeq names its product Protein kinase superfamily protein (gene ACDO1). Lineage: Eukaryota; Viridiplantae; Streptophyta; Magnoliopsida; Malvales; Malvaceae. The record is from RefSeq and is a predicted model, not a curated record.
AUGCAUAAAAAUGCAGAUACAUACCUUGUUACUCUACAUAUUGACGUGCCUUUUGUCUUUCAGCAAAAUAAGCAGAUAUUAAUUGAUGCUGUUGUCCAUGCUGUUAACGAGGAUUAUGCUGAGAUGGCAAAUGAUUUUACCAGGCUUGGUUUUUUGGCUAGUGGAACUGAUGUCUCUCCUAUCAUUCCAGCGUUAGAAGCCAUAUGGCAGAAUUCUGCUGGAAAAGGGCUCUCUGAUUUUAAUUUUCGAAGCGUUACUGGGCAAUUUAAUAAACUCGUUUACAACUAUCCCAUCCGGAUCCCAGAGAGGUUUUCCCUUGUUAUCCGUUCUUUACUGACUCAAGAGGGCAUCUGUUUUACCCUCAAGCCAGAUUUCAAAUUUCUUGAGGUUGCCUACCCAUAUGUGGCAAAGCGCCUUUUAACAGAUCCCAAUCCAGCUCUUCGUGAACGCCUCAUACAGGUUCUUUUUAAAGAUGGUGUUUUCCAGUGGAAACGGCUUGAAAAUCUUAUUGUCCUUGCGAAGGAAAAUGUGGCCAAAAUGAGUAGCAACCCUGCCUUGCAAGUGAAGAACGCGCCAAAUUCAAGAAGCCGGAAAAUUGAAAGAAAACUGGACCUGACAGACACCAUUAAAGAUGGAGCUCGUCUUUUCCUCUUUGAUGAAGGUAUCCGUAGACAGCUUCUUCUUGCUCUGACCGAAGACUCUAAGCUCCAUGUUCAAGAGCUGGUAGAUGUCUACAGACUGGUUGAAGAUGAGAUAGAUGUACCAUCGGUGGCUGUGGAAAUUAUACAAGAUUUUCCAAAUGUGGUUCGGGAUUUCUUGCUGUCAUGGAGCAACUCAGUGUUAUAUGACAGAUGAUACAAAAUUUUACUGCCUGUAUGACAACAUAAACUUGAGAAUCAUUUUGUCUUGAUGAGUUCAUCUGGACUCAGUAAUCACCAAAAGUUAGUCAUCGAAACCGUGUAUACUGAAUGUUGUAGCAGAAAUAAUUGCUGCUCCUGUACAUAUAAUUAUAUCCAUUCUUCUUGUGGGUAUUUACUUUCAUAUU